GUCAAUCACGUAGCUGGUAGGGUGAUGUCAGCGUCUCAGCACCAAAAAAAAAAAAGAGGCAUUACAGCGAAGUGUUUGAGUAAUACACGGGAGGAGAUAUAUUCAAUAAAAGACAGCUUCCUUUUCUUCAACACUCUGCUGUCACAAUUGUGAACUACAGCUUUCUUCCGCCAUGGACAGCGAUGAGGAAAAUGUGGAAGAAAUUGUGGAAGGGCCUCUUGAUGAAGACGACCAGCCUCAUGGGUUUUGUACCAUCACUUACUCCUCGAGUGACCGUUUUGAAGGACACUUUGUUCAUGGGGAGAAGAAUGGCAGAGGCAAGUUCUAUUUUUUUGAUGGAAGCACCUUAGAGGGCUUCUAUGUGGAUGAUGCGCUCCAGGGACAGGGUGUGUAUACCUAUGAGGAUGGAGGCGUUCUUCAUGGCACGUAUGUGGAUGGAGAGCUGAAUGGACCAGCUCAUGAAUAUGACUCUGAUGGCCGCCUAAUCUUCAAGGGCCAGUACAAGGAUAACAACCGGUGUGGAGUGUGCUGGAUCUACUAUCCUGAUGGAGGCAGUUUGGUGGGCGAGGUGAACGAGGAAGGGGAGAUGACAGGCAACAAGGUGGCGUAUGUUUACCCCGAUGGCAGGACUGCGCUGUACGGCAAGUUCAUCGAAGGAGAGCUCAUAGAGGCUCGACUGGCCGCUCUCUCUGCUGAGGAGAAUGGACGGCCCCAUUUUGAGAUACAGCCUGACAGCCCAGUUUACACUUAUGACAAAGCCACCUCCUCCUGCAUUGCUGUUAAUGGCCUGCUGCCUGACCCUUAUGAAAGGGAGAGGGUGUAUGUUGCGGAUUCUUUAAUCUCAGGGGCUGGGGAAGGAUUGUUUGCUAAAACAGAAGCCGAGCCCAACACAGUCAUGGCUUUUUACAAUGGAGUUCGCAUUACACACCAAGAGGUGGACAGCAGAGACUGGUCCCUCAAUGGGAACACAAUAUCUCUCGAUGAAGACACAGUGAUAGAUGUCCCUGAGCCAUACAACAAUAUAAAGAAGUACUGUGCAUCACUGGGGCACAAAGCCAACCACUCCUUCACUCCCAACUGCAAAUAUGACCCGUUCGUUCACCCCCGAUUCGGCCCCAUCAAAUGUAUCCGCACUCUCCGGGCCGUGGAGGGGGACGAGGAGCUGACGGUUGCCUACGGAUACGACCACACACCCUCAGGAAAGAGUGGGCCUGAGGCUCCGGACUGGUACAAGCAGGAGCUGCAGGCUUUCCAGGCGUCGCCUUAGUGAGGGCCGCUCAGCAGCACUGCAUCAGGGACUAACCGCAGAGAACAUAGAACAAAUAACAACAAGGAGCUAUGCACUACAGUUCUGUAGAAAACUGAAGAACCAGGGAUUCGAACUGGCUAGAACUCCGUAUCCGUUUAGCUAACAUUUAGUGUAGAGGCCAGAAUUAAUUUAUCACAUUUAAUCACUGAGCGUAAAAGCAUUAGCUAUGCUUCUCCUUUUCCUCUAUACAUGCAUGCAUAGUACAUUCACAAUAAUACUGUACAGUGACUUUCGUUGACUGUAGUGUUAUUGAAAUGUUUGCAAUUGCUGAAAUUUGAUGAUUCCUUAAUCCAAGUCUUAGAAGAAAUGUUUUUUUUCCUGUUUCUGAUCCUUUAGAAAUGAUGUAGUGACACAUAAUUAUUAUUCCUUUAACAAUGACUGAUGGGUAUUCCUGUCACUCCCCACGUGAAGUUACACAGUGACUUUACUUUGCCACACCUUGUCUGAUUCAGAUGUAAACUGUGCUUGUAAAAAGUAUUUUCAGGAAUUCCACGUGAGCCCACAUGGUUUUGAAAAGGGCAUUGAUUAUUCUCUGCAGUUGGUGUGUAUAGUAUGUGGACAUGGAACUGUGAUGGUCAGCUAAAGUGACGCAUUGGUCCUUAAAAUCUAAAUAAAACAACCCUGCUAAAAAUGACAUAAACAAUACAUCCUAGGUGAAAAUAUACAGUAGGUUUGUUUCCCAUUCAUUUUUAUCAUUAUUGAUCUACAGUAACUCAAGUUUUGUUUGAGCAAAUCAUUUAAAACUUUUAUGUGAGAUUUCAAUCAGUUUCUAGUUCAUUUUCUUGGAAAUUAAACCAAGUAAUACGUUUUUGUUACUUUUUUUGUUUGUCUUAAUUUCAAAUGAAUUCAUAUACUAAUUAUGUUUAGGCAUUCACUGUUAGGGGUUAUUGGAUAUUCUUGUCUUUGGGUAAGCGAAACAUUCUGAAUAAUCUGAUAAGAGUGUUGUCACAUGCUGUAUCCAUUAUAAUGAGCAGUUAAUUCAAUAUCAUUUUUAUUUAAAAGCAUAAAGAAAGUUAAGAAUAUUCCCAAUAUGUGUGAAAAUAAAUUGUUUUUAACAUUUACUAACUUUUUAAAAGCACAUUAAAUUCUGAAAUCAUACUGUUACUGUGGUGUGUUUGAGUGAGGCUCACAAUGCACUACAAUCACAAUAGCAAACAAGUAAAAUGUACCAAAUCAUAUAUCAUUUCAGAUUCACUUAACUGUACAUAAGCACCUAUAUUGAUAUUUGGACAAAUAUGGUGUUUGAACAAAUACUGUACUUGAGCACUAAGAUCAAGUAUGAUGUUUAUGAUCAUAUUUGUGCAAUGACUAUUUAAUUUGCUUGUCCACCGCAGAAAAUGUAAAACUGCACUCAGUAUGCUGGAGGAUUAAUCAGUAAUUGUACCAAUUUUCUGACAGCCUAAAUUCUUAAUUUUAACUUAAUACUUCAAUCUUUUAUUUUGAUUCCCCAAUUGAAUGUAAAGUGUGUUGUUCCUGGGUGAAUAUUUAAUAUCUGGUAAAAUGUAACAUUUGGAUUAUCUUUCCUGAUCUAAAUUGAUAAUGUUUUUGUUACAGCCAAAUGCAAACCCUCAGAUAUCUAAGUUCAGGUACACUAAGAAAAAUAACCCAGGUUACCACCACUAACUACAGUCUUAGUGACAUUGGGUCCACAGAUUUGCUUGUUGUUAAUUAAUGUUUGAUGUCUCAUGCAAAAUUGAAUAAAAAACACAACAAAAAAUAUGUAUGGGCUCACAAUUUGAAGAAGUUUUUUGAAGCAUUGUAUAAUCUUGGCCAUGACUUAGAUAGUUCACCUUUACAGUAUAUCUUAGAUAUUUGAAGUAACUUUUGAGCAUGUUUGAAAUGCUGAAUUCCACUUUGUCCUUACAGACAUAUAACCUUUGAGUCUGGAAGCUUAAUUAACCAGGAUAAAAUCAGGAAAGAUGCCUCGUUCCUCUAGCUGCACAGGUUUCAAAUCCUCCAGCAUACAGUAGGUGGAGUGGUCAAUGUGUUUUCUAAUGUACUUCUCCUCUCUUGGGAUGUGAACAUACCAUACCCUUCUCUUCAGCACAAGUUAUCUUCUUUCUAUUCUGUAAAUAGAUAUCAGUAAAUUUUUGGCCCUAACAUUUGUAAGUAUCACCUGCACCUUAGCCACUUCUAAAAGGAAAGUCUAGCUACAAUGGGUCCCCCGCAAUCAGGGUUGCAAUGAAUUUAAAACAAAAUUAGGUUUUAUGAAUGGUCAUCAAAGUGUAAUUUCAUUCAAAUGUGUUGCUGAUGGCACUUUGCCAUGUCAGUUAUUUAUGCAGAGCUGUGUGUUUCAUGUUUAAAAUCUUCAUGCUUAAAUGCAUGGGACUUAAUGGGCUUCUAUUUUGUUUUUGUAUUGUAAGCAGAAGUACUUCUAGUAAUUUACCCUUGUACUUUGAGUUUAUUUACAAUUUGAGUAAGUCAUCCAUCUGAAAAUUUGUUUUCCUUUCUUUUCAAGACCCACUUAUUCAUGCUAAUCAUUGUAUGUUUUUUGGAAACUGACUUCACAAUAAUGGAUUUCAUUAGAAUAGAUACUUUUAAAAAUAUAAACUGUGUAACACUUUAUUAUAGCAAUAUCUUCAUCACUAAGAUAGCUGCUUGCUUUUAGAAACAUUAUCUACAAAGAAAAACAUUUAAGUGACACAUUUUUCUCUUUACAUCUGCCAUAAUCUAGAAUAUUCUUGAAGUAAUGUCCAGGGCCUGAUUAAUUGCUAAAUUGGUUUUAAACCAAUAUAUAAAUUAAAAUGUUUAUUUUAAAGAGAUAAUUUCAGUCACCAUUUACUACAUUAUAAAUUUUCAGUUAUUGUUUGUACUGUAUGUCUCUUUAUUAUUAAACAAAGUGACUACAACGCAUAACCUUAUUAUACAUAUAAGGAAUAUAAUUAAUUUUACAGUAAGCAAUGUGUUUCAACUGUUCAUUUUGCAGGUUAAUUGUAAUCUGUCAAAUGAACAGGAAAUAAUUAAGCAGUGUGAAUAACUAAAACGUCAGUUGACCCUGAGACCACUUUUCAUUUUAUUAUAAAGUCUUAGUAUUAACAAAGCAAGCUAGAAAUACUUUUGCAUUUAUUUACCUUUGUGAAAGCAAAAUGAAGAGUGAAAGAUUUUUUUUCCAUUCCUUACACACAUAAUACGUUUGUAGGCAUGUGAUACUAACACAAAAGUACUGUACAAGAAAGUGACAAUGUGUAUCAGAUGACUGUGAUUUACAAAUGGCACAGGUGGGAAAUCUGAAAUGCAAUACAGUAAACUUUCAUCUUUUACAGCUUUGACAUAGUAUUUGCGGACUCCGGGAAAACCAGUAAACCCUUUAGGAGUUAGAAGAAACUUAAUAUUUCAUACCAGCUUUUCUUGGAUUGAACCUAAAGAUGCCAAAUUAAGAGUAUGUCGAAAUGUAUGAAGUUGCAUAAUAGUAACCAACCUUAUAAGAACAUAGAAACUUCUCGUUGUCGUGCUAAAGCAGUGAAACAAGUGUAUUGUCUUUCACACAAGGGAGAACAAAGCUAGCCUGUUUAAGUCAACAGUUUUAUUUUGUAAAAGCCAUAACAUUUCAUACUGGGAGUAAAACACAGUGAAACAUUAGAAUAGAGUCAUUAGGUAAAGAACUGCCUUUCGUAAGAAAGCGCUCAAGAUCCUUUGGGAUAAGUAGCGCUAUGAAAACUGCAAGGAAUUAUUCUGUCAGGCAUUGAUUCUGACAGUGCAGAUGAGACACCUGCUAUUCACCUGGUGAGUUGUGAUUCAGCUGCCUCUGAUGGUGUUAGACUUCAGUGGAACUGAGGGAUCCCUUUAGCUCCAGUCCCAUCCCUGCUGUCUUUAGUAGGAAUCCCAGGUAUCUCCAGGGAAUGGUUUAUUACCAUAUUUUUCAGGCAUUCAUAGCCUUAGAUCUGUGGAUUAUUUUCUGCAUAUGAUCAAAUGAGCAGGUGAGCCACUGUGGCGAAUGUUUACAAGAACCUGUUUGCAGAGUGUUUGUGCGUAAAAGUGUGUUGAAUGUAGAUUUUUUUAGCUGUGUGUAGGAAUGCAUAUAAGAAAAAAUGAGGAAAAAUGUGAAAAUGGCAACGGCGAGCCUUUGUAAUUAUACUGACGUCUGGGAGGCCUCUCUUGUACUGUAAACCAAGAAAUAAUAAAAGUAUAUAUACAAGCAUCA
Molecule: messenger RNA, 5450 nt
Organism: Lepisosteus oculatus (spotted gar)
Lineage: Eukaryota; Metazoa; Chordata; Actinopteri; Semionotiformes; Lepisosteidae
Gene: setd7
Product: SET domain containing 7, histone lysine methyltransferase
Biological process (GO): regulation of DNA-templated transcription; heterochromatin organization; peptidyl-lysine monomethylation
Cellular component (GO): chromosome; nucleus
Molecular function (GO): protein binding; chromatin binding; histone H3K4 monomethyltransferase activity
Source: RefSeq, a predicted model, not a curated record